UUGAGAUAUGGUAACACUUAAGCACAAUGUGAUUUAAAAACAACUAUAAUAUUGAUAUGCAAAAAUAAUAGAAACUAAAACACGACUAGAAAAAUGGAAUAACCGACUACAUUACUUAUCACUGAAUAAUAAUGAUAUUAUUCAAGGGAAUUCGGAGGGUGCAAACCCAGCUAAAAACGCCUGUUGACUUGGUGCUCAUCCGGUACUCCACGGCGGCAACAGUAUCGCCAUCACCCCAAGAUGACAAAAGUGUCAGUCCAUUGCCGCCAGUGUCCCAGUCGGGAAAAGUGCAGUUUUUACCCUGGGUGCCCAGUCCGUACACCAUUCCCGGGAAAACGUUCAGUCAGUACAAGAAGCUGUCUAAAUUCCGGCUAACAUCUCUGGUGGUCAUAACGGCCAUGGGCGGCUAUGCAAUGGCACCGGCUGCAUUUGAUCCCGCCUCGUUUGCGAUGUGCACGCUGGGCACAGGACUCGUUUCGGCCGCGGCGAAUGCCAUCAAUCAGUAUCACGAAGUUCCCUUCGAUUCGCAAAUGUCCAGAACGAAGAACCGGGUGCUCGUCACCGGCCAAAUGACUCCUCUGCACGCAGUCACCUUCGCGGCGGUAUCGGCAACCGCUGGACUGAGCAUGCUGUAUUUCGGGACAAACGGAUUGACGGCGGCGCUGGGAGCGGGAAACCUCUUCCUUUACACCACGAUAUACACGCCCAUGAAGCGGAUCAGCAUAUUGAACACCUGGGUGGGAUCGAUAGUGGGCGCCAUUCCGCCCCUGAUGGGCUGGGCGGGAUGUGCUGGCACCUUGGACGCGGGAGCCAUGAUCCUGGCUGGAGUAUUGUACGCCUGGCAGUUUCCGCACUUCAACGCGCUGUCGUGGAACCUGAGGCCGGAUUACUCUCGUGCCGGCUACCGGAUGAUGGCCGUCACCAAUCCGGGACUUUGUCGCCGCACCGCUCUGCGAUAUUCGGUGGCUAUCGCCGGACUUUCGGUAAUGGCACCGGUUCUGGACGUGACGAACUACUGGUUUGCUUUGGAAACACUACCUCUUAACGCUUACUUCGCAUACCUUGCAUAUAGGUUCUAUGAAAAGUCGGACAGCGGGAGCUCUCGGAAACUCUUCCGAUUUUCUCUAAUACACCUGCCUGCGCUGAUGUUGCUGUUUCUGGCCAACAAAAAGGAAUGGUAUUUCAGCAAACCUGCCGGAGAGGAAAAGAAAAAGGAUUCCGCCUACAUUGCAAUCAAACAGUCUGCUAGUAGUCUUGGAAAUGUCCUGCCCGUAGCCGUAGCGGAAGGACCGAGAUAGUAAUGUUAACAUUGAUACAAAAAAAAAUGUUAAGUUAUGUUACUAAAAUAUACUUAGUGUUCUGCAACUUGUAAAAACAAAUAGUCAUUUAAUAUUUAAAAACCGUACCUCCGUGGGGCAAAUGCUUCUUGCUUCAAUAAAUAAAAUGACCAUGUCCUUACAUCUAGUACAA
This is a messenger RNA of Drosophila elegans, 1470 nucleotides long. It is a transcript of the gene Cox10, whose product is annotated as protoheme IX farnesyltransferase, mitochondrial. The record is from RefSeq and is a predicted model, not a curated record. Lineage: Eukaryota; Metazoa; Arthropoda; Insecta; Diptera; Drosophilidae. Gene Ontology annotation, biological process: heme biosynthetic process. The transcript has 4 exons. Bases 132 to 1298 code for a protein of 388 amino acids. Gene Ontology annotation, molecular function: protoheme IX farnesyltransferase activity. Gene Ontology annotation, cellular component: mitochondrion; membrane.